This is a messenger RNA of Tripterygium wilfordii, 1905 nucleotides long. RefSeq lists its product as uncharacterized. NCBI's taxonomy places the organism in Eukaryota, Viridiplantae, Streptophyta, Magnoliopsida, Celastrales, Celastraceae. Bases 1 to 1905 code for a protein of 634 amino acids. The transcript is spliced from 7 exons. The record is from RefSeq and is a predicted model, not a curated record.
AUGGACUAUCUGAUAAGUGAGGAGCAACAUUUCCCCGCCUGGUUGAAUGAGGAGCAACUUGAGGUUUUUAGGCAAUCAUGCUUUGGCAUGAUGCUGGAUGUACAUGACAUCAGUUGUUCUUCACAACUGAUACACCAGCUUCUACUACGUCAAAUUGUUUCUCCCCAGGGUGAUUUUGGAGAAAGAUUGCAUUUCAAUAUUGGUGGAAAGAAGUGCACAUUUGGUAUUGAAGAUUUUGCGAUUAUCACCGGACUAUUAUGUACAGAAUCUGUGCCCGAUGUGUCAAGUCUGGUUGAUACAUCUGUUAAUAGGCUAAAAUCCCUUUAUUUUGAAGAAAAAUGUGGAAAGGGCAAGGGUAAGGGGAAGGGGACCAAUGUAAGCAGAGCUGAGCUGGAAGAGGCAUUCGAUAAAUGUGAUAAUGCUCAUGAUGCUUUGAAGUUAGCUUUGGUGUAUUUUGUUGAGUCUGUAUUGAUGCCUAGAGAGAGAAGAAAUGCCAUUAAUAUUAAGUGGCUCCAACUUGUGGAUGAUUUGGAUGCCUUCAACCAAUAUCCAUGGGGAAGCGUUUGCUACGAACGUACUGCUACCUCUCUUGCAUGUGCCAUGAUUGGAAGGGCUGAAAAAUACUUGAGUAAGGGUAAGGCAAAGGAGACAUACAGCCUUUAUGGAAUGCCAAUAGUACUCCAGAUUUGGGCGUAUGAAAUUGUACCCAUUAUAGCCCAGAGGUAUGCCACCAAAUGUGGUGAAACACACCCCAGAAUACUCAAGUACUCAGGGAAUCAAACCCCUACUUCAGAUGACAUCGUGUCAGAUGUAUUUGAACUGAUAAAGAUUGAGGUUCAUGAUGCUCUAGUGCCAACGGAGGCUGAGCUGGAGAAGGAUUAUGUUAGGGAGGUUAUGAAGAGAAUUAAGAAAAGAGAAAUUAAAAGAAGCAGAGAUAAGUCUGAAGAAGAUGAAGAAGAGAAACAGAGAAAAGAGAGAAGAACUAAGAGAAGGAGGGAUUACGAUGUUAAUGUUGAAGAAAAAAUGAGAAAAGAGAAAAGAACAAAGAGAAGGGAUGAUCACAUCGAGCAUGCACAUGCACAUAAAGCUGGAGGGAAUUUGAUAUUGAAGGCCAAGUUCGAUGCCAUAGAGCAGAAGUUGGGAGAGCAUGGUGGUCAACUUUUGGACAUGAAAAAGGAAAUUGUUGAAAGUAUUACUGGUUUUUUUGAGACUACCAAGGAUGAUGAGGGUGAAAAGAAUGAUGAGGGAACGCAUGAUGAGGAUAAAAAAGAGGACCAGGAGGAAACGUAUGAUGCGGAUAAAGAGGAGGAGGACAAUGAGGGAAAGACAGUUUCCCCUGUUAGACAUGCCGAUGAUGUUGAGGAUGCAGCCGUAGUUGCUGGAUUGAUGGAUCUCACAGAACAAGUGUUUGAACAGCCAAUGACAGACAAAAGUUCAAUUGGAGUUGAAGAGAUUCCAAAAGCCAAGUACACAUUUACACGGGGAAGAAAAAGAGGUUCCACAUCGAGACGUGUAAAUAUAUAUAAUCCAAUGCGAACAGAGUGUCAAUCACAAGAAAGAAGCACCAACCAAAAUAUUGAUGGUCCUUGGCCAAUCAAUUUAAAGAGGUCGUAUUCGACUCUUUGGAGACAAGGAUUUGAAGCAUGGGUAAGAAACAGGGCUGAGGAUACAUCUUAUUUGGUUGUUGGUGGAAAGAAGUUAUACAAAAAUUGGUUUAUCAACGCAAUGACACCCGAUUACUGGUUGACAGACCAGCAUAUGGACGUCGCAAUGUACCUCCUCAUGAAGAGGAUCAAGCAAUACCCUGCCAUAUUCAAGAAGAAGGUUGUGCUGUUGGACACUAUAUUCACUGUAAGUAUUUUAUAUGUGUGUUCGAGUAUGUUUGUUAGAUGUUCGAGUUGUUGA